This is a messenger RNA of Coniophora puteana RWD-64-598 SS2, 1806 nucleotides long. RefSeq lists its product as uncharacterized. Lineage: Eukaryota; Fungi; Basidiomycota; Agaricomycetes; Boletales; Coniophoraceae. The transcript has a single exon. The record is from RefSeq and is a predicted model, not a curated record. Bases 1 to 1806 code for a protein of 601 amino acids.
AUGCAAGCGGAUGAAGACCAGGCUCCUGAGCAUCUUGCCGACAAUCCAUUUCUUUCCCCGCGCCAUGUUUGUGUUGUCAAUCAAUUGCCACCCGAGUUAUUAUCUCAAAUCUUCGAGUUUGGCGUCACCAAUGUGGAUGACGGUGAAUUAGAGUCGGACGCAAAUGAAGCGGAUGAGGACGAAAUUCUUGCAGAGUACUGGAACAAGUCUAGAGACGGAAGGCUAGUUGUUCAAGACGAGAAUACCUCUCAACUCGAGCAAACCAGGCUCGAGAAAUCUGUUAUUGAAGAUACAUAUGGCGGUAACCCUGAUGUUCCUCCUUCACCUACCGCAAGCUCUUCUAGUUCUUCAAGCGAUUCAUAUGAGCCGAUCUUCCAGGUCUUAGUAUCUCACGUAUGCCGACAUUGGCGCGAAGUCGCGCUCUCUACGCCUUCUCUUUGGACAAACAUCUCUGUUACUGCAAAUGACCAAUCUCCAUUUAAUCGCAUCGAAGUUUGGCUCAUCCGUAGCAAAACGCUCCCAAUAGACAUCUUCAUCGACUCUGAGCCCCUGUCGCGUAGCCAAGGUGCAUUAUCUGGAAGUGAUUCUUCCAAUGGCGCCGGUCUUUCUUCGGAUUCCGACAUUGUUCUCAAAUCUAUGUCAGAAUCGGACCUAGCCAAGCUCCUCGACCUUUUGAUUCCGCAUGUGCCACGAUGGCUGUCCUUUCAUCUUGACGCGGUGUCGUACCCCCUCAUGUUCACCUGCAUUCAUCUUCUCUCGUCACCUUCAACACCAGCUGCCGAAUGCCUCAGAAUGCUUGAGCUUUAUCACCAUGAGGAUACCGACUCGCCAUUCCGCCCCGCUGAUCAUCCGCAGUAUGGUCAACAUCUCACUUUGUUCGAUGGUAAAGCACCCCGUCUCCAGAGUAUCGCUCUAUGGGGAGUCCACGUCGAUUGGUCCCAAGGAUGGCUGGAGGGGAAUGUACACUUGAUUGACCUGGAAUUGGCCUAUCAUUCAAUAGAAGUUCGGCCGUCGUGGGCAGCGUUUAGUUGCAUCCUUCGGGAAUCGCCGAACCUCGAAACGUUAACGCUUAGCUCGUCCGGCCCCGCAGGCGAACCGCACGAAUGGGGAGUUGCAACAGAUGGGGAGAACAAUGCAUUUCCAGGCGUCGAGCUUAAUGGGUUGAAGAAUUUGGUCUUGGCCUACCUGCCACCUUCCUACGUCAUUGGCCUUUUGCGGAGACUUGUAAUUCCAUGUUUACAGAGUCUUGCCCUUGAUAUUGAAGACGACUGCACAGAGUUGGUUCAGCACCUCGUAGGGCCGGGUAGUCGGAGUUCACUCCCGACUGAGUGGAAGAACCCCUUGAGCAGUCUUGAAAACCUGAAGCUUGCCGGUCUCCCUUGCGAUGGGGGAAGCGUAUCAAAGCUAUACAACCAACUAGAUGGGCUGAAAUCCCUCAACUUAGACAUGAACUUUUUGACUCGCCCCUUUUUUCAAUCCCUUUCAGCACGUCGUACAACAUCUGACGGCUCUCAAAACACCAUUUACCUACCGGCGCUCUCCUCUUUGACUACUUGUGGAAUAUCAGGCGACGAGAUGCGCGAACUGGUGACCAUACGCAAGGAAGCCGGCCACCCUCUCAAGACAGUGUUCAUGGAUGAGGCGGACGGUGUGAGCGAUCAGGACGUAUCCUGGCUUCGGGAACACCUAGACCGGUUUGACAUGUUCGCAAGCAGCGAGGACGAAUACGAACUUGAAUGGUCAGAGGAUUCCGAUGCGUCUUCACUCUCGGAGGCUGGGGAGGAUAGCGAAUGGGAAGAUGUUUGA